UCGGACAUUUACCAAUUGAUUUCGGUAAAACCUAGGAUAUACAACAUCGUUUGGUCAAACCUCGAAUGAUUUUUGUAGUUCGGACUUUUACAAACGAUAUUUGAUAAAUCUUAGGAUAAACAAUCAGUCUUAGUAAAAGUCCAAAUAUAACUAAACUGCGAUCGGCUUUUAUCUUGACUAUCAUAAUUAUUAUUAUUUAAGUAUGAACUUUGGGAAUUUUCAUUUCGAUUUUCAUAUACAUCAUGAUUCUGGAAGACCUUGACACGUGUACCUACUCAUACAAUCAAAUCACUAUCAAUAGAAUCACAAUACAAUCAAUAAAUUAGCCAAAAAGGUACUCUAGGUGUAUGAUAAAAGUUGUUCCUACUUUAUACUGUGUUGCACAUACAAUAAAAUUUAGUUUAUGAUACGGAACAGGUUUGAUAAUAGAUUGAUUAUUGAUUGAAUAGGCAUAUUGAAAAUAAUAUUGUGUGCAGUAUUCGUUUUACAAUUGUCGCGAAAAGUAUAUGAUUUUCAAUAUGUCACUUAAAAUACGGUUUUAUGAACUUUUAAAUGGUGUUGUUGAAGCAAAAAAUAAUAAAAACACUCUAUACAUAACUAAUGAAAAGUAUAAUGUAUUAUUGAACGAAGUGAAAGAAUCAAAAUUGGUCAAAGUUAAAAAAUCAAUUCACUAUCGACGACUUAAACGGUUUGAUAUUGUUAAUAUUGGCGGAGAAGAAAAACUGAUUGUUCCGAUGAAUGGUGCCUCCGAAGAAAUGCGUUACUAUGUUCGCUAUGAUGAUUUGUAUGAAAUUAUUCAUGAAGCACAUAUUGCAAUAGGUCACGGAGGUAGAAAUCGUAUUGUGUAUGCUGUUAAUAGUAAAUACAAAAAUGUUAAUAUUGAGGCUAUAAAUAUUUAUUUAAAACUAUGUGAGCCAUGUCAAAAAAAACACAGUAUGCCCAAAAAAGGUCUAACUGUUAAACCUAUUAUACAUACCGAAAUGAAUUCGCACUGCCAAGUAGACUUGAUUGAUAUGCAGGCAAAUCCUGAUAACAAUUAUAAAUUCAUAAUGGUCUAUCAAGAUCACUUGACUAAAUUUGUUAUUUUACGACCACUUAAAUUUAAAUGGGCUGAAGAAGUUGCGUAUAACUUACUCGAUAUUUUCACUCUUUUCGGUGUACCAAAUAUACUCCACUCAGACAAUGGGAGAGAAUUCGUAAAUUCUGUUAUUACAAAUUUGUGUAGUUUGUGGUCUGAAUUGAAAAUAGUUCACGGAAAAGCUCGCCACAGUCAGUCUCAAGGUUCUGUUGAGCGUGCCAAUCAGGAUAUAGAAAGUAUGAUUGCGACGUGGAUGAAGACAAAUAAAACGACGAAAUGGCCAGAGUCCUUACGAUUCGUACAAGCUAUGAAGAACGGAGCUUUUCAUUCUGGUACGUAUUGUAUUAAAAUUGGUAUUUUACAAGAUAAAACUAAUAAGUUUUUCAAUGUAUUUUGACUUUU
Sipha flava (yellow sugarcane aphid) is the source of this 1480-nucleotide messenger RNA. Its product is annotated as KRAB-A domain-containing protein 2-like. The transcript has a single exon. Gene Ontology annotation, molecular function: nucleic acid binding. Lineage: Eukaryota; Metazoa; Arthropoda; Insecta; Hemiptera; Aphididae. The coding region runs from base 507 to 1475 and encodes 322 amino acids. The record is from RefSeq and is a predicted model, not a curated record. Gene Ontology annotation, biological process: DNA integration.